This is a messenger RNA of Daucus carota subsp. sativus, 3207 nucleotides long. Its product is annotated as beta-galactosidase 5-like. The record is from RefSeq and is a predicted model, not a curated record. The transcript is spliced from 19 exons. Gene Ontology annotation, biological process: carbohydrate metabolic process. Gene Ontology annotation, cellular component: vacuole; cell wall. Gene Ontology annotation, molecular function: beta-galactosidase activity; carbohydrate binding. NCBI's taxonomy places the organism in Eukaryota, Viridiplantae, Streptophyta, Magnoliopsida, Apiales, Apiaceae. Bases 332 to 2872 code for a protein of 846 amino acids.
AAGGAAGAGGAUGAAAAAGUGCAAUAGGUUCUGGAUUCAAAAAAGUGUAUUUUAAGGUAAAUAUAGUACACUAUAUAGUCCAAUGGCCUCUGGAUUUGAAUAAACAUAAGAUUCCAAGCAACAUAGUUUAAAUUUCUGGCACUGCAACUGCAGAGUUGCAUUAACUAAGAAGAGAUCACAAGUGUGUCUAACCUCCUGCCUGUCUUUCCACACAUUCCAACCACCUUAUUUCAAUUCUUCAUGCAUUUACUUCCUUUGUUUUAAACAUCCUUCCCUCCAUCAUAAAACAAAGUUUGGGAAAGGUAGGAGCUUCACACAAAAAUCACUUAAUAUGGUGACCAACUCAGUCACCAGAUUAGUGCAUUUCUUGAGCUUAGUGUUGAUUUUAGGUCCCCAGUUGAUGCAAGCUACUGUAACUUAUGAUAAGAAGGCAAUCAUCAUCAAUGGCCACCGGAGAAUCCUCCUCUCUGGCUCCAUACAUUAUCCAAGAAGCACACCAGAAAUGUGGGAAGAUCUUAUAUGGAAGGCGAAAAAUGGAGGAUUAGAUGUUAUUGAUACCUAUGUCUUUUGGAAUGUUCAUGAACCUUCUCCUGGCAAUUAUGAUUUUAGGGGAAGAUAUGAUAUUGUGAGGUUUAUAAAGACAGUGCAAAAACUCGGGCUCUAUGUUCAUCUUAGGAUUGGACCUUAUGUUUGUGCUGAAUGGAAUUUCGGGGGCUUUCCUGUGUGGUUGAAGUAUGUUCCUGGCAUUAGCUUCCGAACAGAUAAUGGACCAUUCAAGGCUGCAAUGCAAGGAUUCACUCAAAAAAUUGUUCAGAUGAUGAAGAGUGAAAGACUAUUUGAGUCGCAGGGAGGGCCUAUAAUCUUAUCUCAGAUUGAGAAUGAGUACGGUGCAGAAAGAUAUGCACUAGGCGCUGCUGGUGCCUCAUACAUAAAUUGGGCGGCAAAGAUGGCUCUUGGACUUAAUACAGGAGUCCCCUGGGUGAUGUGCAAAGAAGAUGAUGCACCCGAUCCUAUUAUAAAUGCCUGCAACGGAUUCUACUGUGAUGCAUUUUCACCAAACAAACCUUACAAACCAAAAAUGUGGACAGAGGCUUGGAGUGGCUGGUUUACCGAGUUUGGUGGCCCCAUUUACCAACGUCCAGUUCAAGAUCUGGCAUUUGGAGUUACUCGAUUCAUGCUUAAGGGUGGAUCAUAUGUCAAUUACUACAUGUUCCAUGGGGGUACCAACUUUGGUCGCAGUGCUGGUGGUCCUUUUAUCACGACUAGCUAUGACUAUGAUGCUCCAAUUGAUGAAUAUGGUCUGAUCAGGGAACCUAAAUAUAGUCACCUAAAGGAACUUCAUAAGGCUAUCAAACUAUGCGAACAUGCUUUGGUUUCUUCAGACCCAAACGUUAAAUCUAUAGGGAGAUAUCAGCAGGCACAUGUAUUCUCCGCUGGUCAUGGAAAUUGUGCAGCUUUUCUCACAAACAUCGAUAGCAACUCUGCCGCAAGGGUGAUUUUCAAUAACAUGCAUUAUGAUCUGCCUGCUUGGUCUGUCAGCAUCCUUCCUGACUGCAGAAAUGAAGUCUUCAACACUGCUAAGGUCAAAAGCCAAACAUCAUGGAGACAAAUGCUUCCGACAAAUUCCUUCUUGCACUCUUGGCAGACUUAUGGUGAAGACAUAAUGUCUUUGAGUCAAAGUUCCACGUUCACAGUGACUGGGCUUUUGGAACAGCUGAAUGUUACCAGAGAUAACAGUGACUAUCUGUGGUAUAUGACAAGUGUCGACAUCAGAUCAUCAGAAUCAUUUCUCCGCGGAGGACAAAAACCUACUCUCAUUGUGCAGUCAAGAGGCCACGCAGUACAUGUCUUUGUCAACGGGCAGUAUUCAGGUUCUGCUUAUGGUACCCGGGAGAACAUGAGAUUCACAUUUACUGGACCAGUUAACUUGCAUGCAGGACCAAAUAAAAUAGCACUACUUAGUGUGGCUGCUGGAUUACCAAACAUUGGAUUGCACUUUGAGAAUUGGAAUACAGGGAUCUUGGGACCAGUUUCGCUGCAUGGAGUGGACCAGGGAAAGAGAGACUUAUCUUUGCAGAAGUGGACCUAUAUGGUUGGACUCAGAGGAGAGGCAAGGAAUUUGGUCUCUCCGAGCCAAAGCUCAGCUGUGGAGUGGGUUGGCGGGUCACUAUAUAACCGUGGCCAACAGCCAUUGACAUGGUAUAAGGCUUACUUCAAUGCACCGGGAGGAAGUGGACCAUUGGCAUUGGACCUGAGAAGCAUGGGAAAGGGUCAGGCUUGGAUCAAUGGGCAAAGCAUAGGAAGAUACUGGAUGAAAUACGCGAAUGGCAAUUGUGGCACCUGCAAGUAUUCUGGAACUUACCGAGCCCCAAAGUGCCAGCAUGGCUGCGGCCAACCAACUCAAAGAUGGUAUCAUGUACCCAGAUCUUGGUUGAAACCACAAAACAAUCUUCUCGUGCUUCUUGAAGAACUAGGUGGAGAUGCAUCAAAGAUAUCUCUAGUGAGAAGAGUAACCGCAAGUGUUUGUGCUGAUACAUUUGAGCACCACCCAAGUGUUGAGAACUGGCAAAUCGACAAUACUGGCGAACCAAAAAUGCGUCAAGAGGUUAACCUUAAUCUAAGUUGUGAGCCUGGCGAGUCAAUAUCAAGCAUAAAAUUCGCAAGCUUUGGAACUCCAUUAGGAACUUGUGGAAGUUUUAAAAAAGGAGCUUGCCAUUCACCGGAUUCUCAUGCCAUCAUAGAGAAGAUGUGUGUUGGCAGAAAGAGCUGCAAGGUCACUGCAUCUAACAGUUUCUUCCAAGCAGACCCAUGUCCCAAUGUGUUGAAGAGGUUAUCAGUUGAAGCUAUUUGUUCUAGCAAUACUGUGAUUUGAGCUUCUCAACCCAAAACAACAGAAUAAGACUGUGGAUUGUAAUUAUCAAACGCAUACAGCAAAAACAAAGAGCUAUGUGUGAUACAACAGGAAAAGAUUGGUGAUUUCAGUAGUUAGAAAUGGUUUAAGCAUUACAGGAAUUCAUGUUUCUACACAUAAUUAUUCUUUGUGAAGCAGCUAAAGAAAUUGUUUGUCAAGAAGUCGAGGAAUCCCAUUAAUAACCGGGUGACUGUCCUCUAAUAGGCUUUAGUAUCUUGUAAAUCUCAUUACCGCUGCUGUAUGAUAUUCGAAAACAUAACUGUUUCCAAAGAGAUGUACUGUAUAUUUGUAUCUAA